AUGUCCCAGAGCGGCGAGGAGAACGCCCGAACAAAAACCCAGUCCACAAAAGAGGACAAGACUCUCCACCACGUGCUGCCCGACGUCAUGCGGAUACCGUUCGAGGAGGCGACCCAGGACGUCGAGCUGGAAGGCUGGGAGGACAAGUGGUUCUCCCUCGGCCAGUUCGACGUCGACAAGCAUGGCCCGCUGGCCGAGCCCAAGAUCGACUUCGUCUACAACUGGGUCAACGGGUCCGACGAGGCGUUCAAGGACGUCCGCCGCAACUUCGAGCUGGAGUCACCGCUCAACGACAAGGAAGGCAACUGGAUAUCGCAGCACAGCAUCAACCGGUACCGCGACUGGGACGAGCUCCGGUACUCCCUCCGCAGCCUCGACGUCUACGCCAAGGGGUUCAUCAACAAGAUCCAGCUGCUCGUCAACUCGGUCGGCGGCGCCUCGUACGAGAAGAGCGGGAAGCACAUGCACCCGCAGCGCCCAACCUGGCUCAAGGACGACGAGAACACGAACGACCACGUGCAGGUGCUCAACCACGAGUCCUUCUUCCGCGAGCAGGAGAAGGAGUGCCUGCCCACCUUCAACUCGCUCUCCAUCGAGUCGCAGAUCUUCAUGACCCCCUCCACCACCGACCACCUCUUCGCCCUGUCCGACGACAUGUUCCUCGGCAUGCCCCACGCCGCCUCGGACUUCUACUCGCCGCUCUUCGGGCCCACGAUGGGGUUUAAGAGCGACCACUACAACGUCAAGCAGCUCGGCGGGAAAGGGCAGAUCCCCUCCUUCGGCGAGAAGCCGUUCGUCUACUACACCUCGUACCUGCUGAACCACCGGUUCGGCGAGCGGAACCGCCACGUGCAGGCGCACUUCGGCCACUCGGUCUCCCGCAAGGUGAUGGAAGAGGCGAUGGCGUCCUUUCCCCAACCCUCCGCCAAGGGCGCGUGCGAGCGUUUCCGAGGCGAGUCCCGCUUCCAGAUCUACCCGUGGUACGCGUCGUUCCACUACACGAUCGAGCGGUUCCGCGAGGCGCUGCUGUGGUCGUUCAUCAUGUCGCGGUCGGACGAGAACUCGGACGGGUACCUGGACUGGACGGAGCGGCAGCACCUGCUGGAGUCCGUCGAGCCGGGGUGGCGACAGCUGGCCACCAACGACGCCUCGAAGCCCGCGGCGCAGAGCCCGAUCCGCGAGCGCAUGUACUACAAGCUCCCGGAGAUAUUGCAAAAAGCCGGCCUGCAGCCCCCCAAGGUGAACGUGAACGUGCUGUGGACGUCGCUGGACGGGCCCGAGACGAUCCGCAACGUCAAGUGCCACGACUUCAGCGUGGACAAGUGCUUCGGGGACUCGUUCGCGUCGGCGCUGUCGGACUCGACCUCCUCGAACCCGGACUUCAGCGCGUCCAACAUCUUCUCGCGGCUCUCGUACCAGCACCCGCAGUGCGGCGACUGCCUGCUCAAGUUCCUGCUCGCCUCUCAACCUCGGGGGCUCGAGCCUCUACUGCCGCCCAAGGCGUCGAAGCCGCACGACCGCGAGGUCAUCGUCAAGGCGCUCAAGAAGUACCAGCACACCGUGAUCGACACGGACGCGAUGAAGUUCGUCAUGAUCAAGGACGCGGAGCAGGCCGAGAUCGAACUCCUGGAGCGCACCAUCCGCAAGGGCAAGGUGUACGGGCAGUGGUGCCUGAACGACGACGUGAUGACCGAGAGCGCGGAGCAGGUCGGCCGGGUCCGCGAUGUCAUGGCGCAGGUAUUCGAGGGCUUGUGGCCCGGCAGGGGGCGAUGGGAGAAGGAAGAAUCAUGA
Molecule: messenger RNA, 1791 nt
Organism: Hypoxylon fragiforme
Lineage: Eukaryota; Fungi; Ascomycota; Sordariomycetes; Xylariales; Hypoxylaceae
Exons: 1
Coding region: 1-1791 (596 amino acids)
Biological process (GO): N-glycan processing to lysosome; carbohydrate phosphorylation
Cellular component (GO): Golgi apparatus
Molecular function (GO): UDP-N-acetylglucosamine-lysosomal-enzyme N-acetylglucosaminephosphotransferase activity
Source: RefSeq, a predicted model, not a curated record